Messenger RNA from Xiphophorus hellerii (green swordtail), 6661 nucleotides. It is a transcript of the gene phldb2b, whose product is annotated as pleckstrin homology-like domain, family B, member 2b. The record is from RefSeq and is a predicted model, not a curated record. Gene Ontology annotation, molecular function: protein binding. Gene Ontology annotation, cellular component: basal cortex. Gene Ontology annotation, biological process: regulation of microtubule cytoskeleton organization. NCBI's taxonomy places the organism in Eukaryota, Metazoa, Chordata, Actinopteri, Cyprinodontiformes, Poeciliidae.
GUCUGUUAACACCUGCACAUUAUGCUCUCGAUGUGUGUGAGGGUGUAAGGGAGAGAGGAGGAGAUGAGAGGAGAGACUCCCUCCCCUUGUUCCGUGUCCAACUCUGCUUCCAGCUGUUGCUGCAUUCCUCUGCACGUCGCAGUCGGCUCAGGCCGGCGGCCUUUUUUUUUUUUUUUUCCAAAACUUUUGCUUCAGUUUUGUCACUGGCGCCGGUGCGCGCGGAUGCGACAGUGGAUUAUAGUGUUAGGUAUAAAGAGUCGUACAACUUGUUCAUGUGUGCGGCUACUGCCAGGAGUUUUACGACGACUAAAGGAGCAGAAGAUUAACAUUUGGAAGAGCACGAGAUCUUGGACUGAUCGGUCCGUUUCUGCGCGAUGACUGAAGUGGCCAAUUGCGCGUCUGUAAUGGAAGCUGAGAUGAUGUUUAAGCCAGAGUCGGAUCAGAUGUGUCCGCCUGAACCCAAGUCUCCACCCUUGGACCUGAUAGACACGGGGAAAGGCAUGAAGGUGCAGACUGCGACGCCUCAUCUGGUCAGCCUGGGCAGUGGGAGACUGAGUGUGGCUAUCACCCUGCUGCCACUAAAAGAAGGGGUCACACGUAUAGGCCGAGAAGACGCUCCCGUCCCGCAGGACAUUACGAUUGAAGGGCCUGGCAUUGAGGCAGAGCACUGUCAUAUCAUCAAUGAAGGAGGGGUGGUGACCCUUGACCCCUGUGGUCAUCUAUGCAGUCUGGAUGGAGUCCAGGUAACCAUCCCCACACCACUUACUCAGGGAUAUUCCCUGUGUCUGGGUAAGUCCUACUACUUCCGAUUCAACCAUCCUGCAGAGGCCAGCAGAAUGAAGAGCAUGCUUCCACAAAAGAGCCCAGUGUCAGCUUUAGCCUACAACACAGAUUAUCUAAAGUUCAGCAGUGACUACAGUCAUGCAGUCGGAGGCAGCGGUAGCGCUAGAGGGAUGCGAUCAGCCUCUGAGCUCCGGGAUUUGAUGGACACCCUGCAACGCAAGAAAAUAGCCCUGGAAAACAGCCUGAGAGCCAAUGGGAAUGCUAACCCCUCCUAUUUUAGUGUCACACAGUCUCCUCCCACCACACCCACUUCCAGUCCUGCCAUGUCUUCAUCAGCCUAUCAGGGCACCUAUCAGGAACAGGCAAGGCGUUUCUACAGCUCUGAUCGUCCACCCGUCUCUUUGAAAUCUGGUUCCCAUCUUCCCCCUGGACGGCGGUCCGACCCUUUGACCUCCUCUCGUGGUUCUGUCAGCCGCAGUCAGGACAACCGUGGCAUCUCAGACAGUCGACGACUGAACAAUCCAGGCUCCUCCCCUUUAUUGUCCACAUGGAACGGCGGAGGUUCUUCCACUUCUGUUGCCAGUAGCGAUAAUGUUCACCUCUCUCUUCCUCCCUCCUCUACAUCCCGCGCUCCGUCAGCGGGAGGUGCUGCCAGCAUGCCUUCAAGCCCGCGAUUGGGUCGGCGUACCUAUGGGAACCAAGAUCCAUCACCCACCAUUCGAACCAGGAAAUAUUCAGCCGGGUCACUCAGCGGCCUUAUGACUGGAGGACAUAGCCGAUCACUGCCACGUCUUUGUCCUUCCCCUUCUCCUCGAGGUGAAAGCAGUGGAAUGCUGCACUUAUCGACGCUCCCACAGAGACAGGCCAAUAUGAAUGGGAGUUACAAAAUAGGCAAGGAGUCUUUCAGCCACAAUCCAAAUGCCAACCCUGAAUACAGCCACAGCUCCACUAACUCAUUCCAGCAAGUAUCUAACAAGAAUCACAUCCAGACCAAUACUCAGGGUGAAGGCGUUGUGUCUAUUUCUCUUUCCUCCCCUAAAAACUCGUCCUCCUCCACUUAUUCCACUACUGCCCCACCCGAUGUGACAAUCCCAUCCAAAGCAGGGGGCUCUUCUUCUCCAAGAGUUGCCAAAAAACUCAGCCUAACCUCCACCAGCUCAAUGGGCUCAAUCAGCUCCACAAAAUCCAGCCAUCCUGAAGAAGAAUUUAACUGCACCCAAGGAGUGUCUGGAGUUAUUGAGAGGUCCUUGGGGGAAGAUGGACAAGUUGGAAGCCUGGAGAUGGGACUUGGGGAAACAAGGGCUUCAUUUGGGAAGGCGGGGACGGAUCAUGGGACGGGCUUUGGUGAGAGGAGACAGUCGUUUGGAAAGGCAGGAGUGGCUCCACCUGGGGGUUUUAGGGAAAGAAGGGGAAGUAUUAGCUCUCUUAGUGGGAAGGAAGAAUUGACGGAUUAUCACCAUAGACAGAAAGAGGAGCGACUUCGUGAGCAGGAGGUGGAGAGACUGGAGCGACAGCGUCUAGAAACCAUCCUGUCUCUUUGCUCGGAACUCGGGCGUGCCGAAAGGGACGGAGGGGGACCGGCACCGAAUUCCACGUCAGCGGUUGCGGAUCUCCAGAAGAUCAACCAGGAGCUAGAGAAGCUCCAAGUGAACGAUGAUGAUGACGACACGCCGUCCGUGUUUUCAGACUCUUCAGCUGUUAACGGGAUUCCAGGGAGCGGUCACAUGACCUCCCCGGGAUCAGAGAACGGUUACUUUGACGACGACCUGCAGAUGCGGCGGAGGUGCAGCAGCGGACACAGAGACUACAGGGCCGAAUCGCCGGCAGUCAGCCUACGAAGCUAUGCUCCAUCACCCUCUUCAAGAUCUCUGAGGACAAAUGAGUCUGCAGAGGAUUCAGCUUCCUGCCUAGGGCAAGACUCAAUGCCUUCAGAGGAGGAAGUGAGGCGUGCAGAGGAGGAGAGAAUUCAGGUGUUGAACAACAUUGAGGAGCUGGAGCAAAAAAUCAAGGACCUGGACAACCAAAUGGAGGAAUCUGCCCGAGAGGUGGAAGUCGAGCGAGCGCUGGUCGAAGCGGAGCAAGAGUCGGAAGUAGGUGCUCUGCAGCGGGAGAAAGAAGCUUUAGAUGAACUUCACAGCAAGAUGGAAGACCUGGAGACAAAGUCCCAACAGGAAAAAGAAAAGGCGUGUGAGUUGCUGCAGGCAGAAAGGGACAGAGUAGAGAGGUUGGCUCAGAUUGUGUGUGAGCAGCGCUCCCAGCUGGACAGCUGCCCUGAAGCCACCAAGGAGCCCCUACAGGAGCAGCUAGCCAGGGACUGUGAGGUACUUGAGGCAGAGACAAAGCGCUUCGAAGACCUGGAGUUCCAGCAGCUGGAAAAGGAGAGCAGGCAGGACGAGGAGAAGGAGACCCAUACACAAGAACUUCUCCGAGAGGUUGCCGACUACCAGCGCAGCACCGUCACUCGCAAGGAGCGACUCUUAGCUCUGAAGAAGCAAGCAGAGCAGAUAACCGAGCAGGCUCAGAGAGAAAAGGAGAGCUUUCUGAAGGAGAGGAGCAACCUUGAAGUGAUGCUGCGAAGAGAAAAGGAAAGCCUUGCAACACUGGAAAGAAAAUACGCUGACCUCACUGGUGGCCGGAGUUUCUCUCUAAGAGAGGGCUAUGUCACUGUCAGUGAAAUCAAUGAGCUUUACUCACAGCUUGGGCAGGACCCUAACCCUGCCUCUGCCCCUUCUCUGGUCAAAAUGACCCCCGAGUCUGAGGUAAACCUUUCCCCGGAGGAAGACUCCACAAAGCCAACGGAGGACGAGCUCGGUCACUCUUCUUUAUCAGCCGACUGUCACUGCUCUUCCUCCUCCUCCUCCUCUUCUUCUCCUUCUUCUUCUUCUGCCCACGUCAAUGCUCGUCCCCUCCCAAAAACUCCCUCUGUGCACUGGCCAGAGAACAUGGUAACUUAUCGAGACCCCUCCCCUCUUCCCGACUCUCCCCCACCUCCUCUUCCUGUCAAAAACCAUCAUCAGCGACACAGGCAGCAUUUCCGUUUGCUGGAAGAGAGAAAGCGCUCUGAAAGGGAAAGUGGUUCACAUCUGAGUGAUACUUUACCCAGGAAGAAGAACAUUCCCACUCUGAAUACCCAGUUCACAUGCUCAACAUUGGGACGCAGCUAUCAAACAAAGUCCCACCAGCCUCUGGUACAAAGCUCAAGUUGUGGCAGUAUUCUUCCCAGAAUCCUCUCUCUGUCCAGCAAGGAGACUGAAUCUCGUCGUCUACAGAAAGGUCAGUCUGGCUCCCGAGCGGCUUCCCAGACUAAUGUCUACCUCGAUGCCUUCGGGUACCGUGAAAACCAGGCCUUUGACACGUUGAGUGUGGACAGCAGUGACUCCAUUGAAACCAGCAUCUCAGCUUGUUCGCCUGACAAUGUCUCCAGCGCCAGUACUUCAAACAUGGCCCGGCUAGAGGAGAUGGAGCGCCUGCUGAGGGAGGCACAGGCUGAGAAGAACCGCCUCCUGGAGCACAAGGAACGAGAAAUGGAGAUGCGCAAGCAGGCCUUGGAAGAGGAGAGGAGAAGGAGAGAGGACCUGGAAAAAAGACUACAGGAGGAGACAAGUAGACGUCAGAAGCUCAUCGAUCGUGAAGUGAAGAUGAGAGAGAAACAAAGGGCACAGUCCCGGCCGCUGACUCGCUACCUGCCGGUGAGGAAGGACGACUUCGACCUGCGGGCUCACAUUGAGUCAGCGGGUCACAACACAGACACCUGCUUCCAUUUAUCCAUCUCGGAAAAGACUUGCCGAGGCUACCUGAUCAAGAUGGGAGGCAAGAUCAAAACAUGGAAGAAACGCUGGUUUGUCUUUGACCGCAACCGUCGCACUUUGUCCUACUAUGCAGACAAACAUGAGGCUAAGCUGAAAGGUGUGAUUUACUUCCAAGCUAUUGAAGAGGUGUAUUAUGACCAUUUGAAAAGUGCACACAAGAGCCCGAACCCCUCCCUGACCUUCAGCGUUAAGACUCAUGACAGGGUGUACUACAUGGUGGCCCCCUCUCCCGAGGCCAUGAGGAUCUGGAUGGAUGUGAUCGUCACCGGGGCGGAAGGAUACACACAGUUCAUGGUGUAGUGGCAGGCAGGGUUCCUGACUGUCAACGGGAAUGUCUUGGGGUAUUUGCCAUUUGUGUGACCGAGAGAGCAUCAUAAAAUGCUCUUAUUCUGGCAGCUUAAUUAAAAUAUAGUAUGCCCACUUAUACGGAGUGGGUUUGUGCUUCUCGUCAUCACUUCUGCCUGAGAUAUACGAAUACAACAUUUGAGACAGACGGGACCUGAGCAGGAUCUUCUAAAUAUUAUUACCUUUUAGGGUGGACCACUCAUGUUGAUCUGUGGACACAUACAGGCUUAUAAUUACUACAAUUUUAUGCAAACUAUACUUCAUUAAAAAAAAAAAAUCAUAAAAAUAUACACAAGUCAUUCUGAAAGGUACUGUGAUUCACCGCUCUGCCUUAAAGUGAAUUUCAGCAGACCUCUUAUGUAGGCCCAAGUAUUAAUCAUCUAUUGAAAAUGUUCUCUACCAGUGCCUAUAGAGGAGAGCACAAUAUUUUCUAAAAAAUAAUAAUAAUAAAUAUAUAAUCCGUUGAAAAGACUGAACCCUAGUUCCAGUUGGAGUUGUAUUUUACAUCCUUCCUAUCAAGACUAUAACCCAUCAUGGAUGAGCUUCAUUUUCUGGUGCUCAGCCAAGACUUCAAAAGUGUUUUUCAAAAUAAUUUCUAAAACAAAAUGGAAGAAACACUGGUAAAGAACUGCCUUUUUAACUUGUUUUAUUGCUAUAGCAUUCUCAGGUCUGAACUGUGCAGUGUCCAUGUCUACAUAUGAUUAUGAGUGUAACAUACACAUUAGGUAGAGAGGUUUCUGUUUUGGGUGCACAGUAUUAAUAAAGGGCUCCCAAUGUAGCUCCAAAGGUGCUAUUGCUGUGUCAUAUUCCUUGGAACAUCUUCACAUAAUACAAAACAAAACAAAAACAAGCUUAGCAUUCACCCAAACAAAGGUAAUUUCUUUGUUUGUUUUUUUGUUUUGGUGAUUGUUAUUAUUGUCCUUGGCUUCACAAGAGGAUCACCAUAGAUCAUCAAGUUUUAUUUAACAAAUAAAACUGGGUGACAUGAGUCACGGAGCCACAAGACAUCAUUAUAUUUGUACAUUUUUGCUGGAAUGCUUUGGUUAAUUUUUAAAAUAAUUGACAAGUGACCCUAAUCUUCAACGCAUGACAUUUAGUUUUGGAGGUUUUUUUUACGUGGCAGUAUUUUUAUAUGUAUACUUUCUGUAUUUGUAUUUAUGAAGUGAUCUUUAAAAUCAGUGCCAUGGGUUGAGUGUUUACUAAGAUGUGAAGCAGACAAAUCUAUGGUACAUUAUGCUACUUAUAAAAUCCGACUCAUUAUUGUGCUGCUUUUAUCCACUAGCUUUCAUUGCAUGGCAUUUAUUACCAAUAAUGAAAUGUUCUGUUUUAAAUGAUCAUGGUGAUUAUUAAAGCCAGUUUAUAACAUAUAUCUAUGUUAUGUAGCUUCUUACCGGUCACCCAGCUUUGCAUUUUCUUGUUAUUUUGUUGACCAAAGUUUAUAUCCAAGAUAUAUAAUGUAUAUGUGGUUUCUUUGCUGCUUUUAAAGUAGAAAAGUAUCAGAAGAAUAAAAAUUUUUGUUUUAACAUGAUGAAACAAUGACAUGGUCAUGUGUAUUGUCUAAUUGAACUAUUUCAGCAGAAGAUUUCCAGAGCUUGAUUUACACUAUUAGUAUACAUUUUUUAUAAAUAUAUACAUGUUUGUAUGUUGAUUGCCACCAUAUUUAUCAAAGUAUGUAUAUUAAUUUUUGUAUUUUCAUAUGAAUAAUAAAUGAUGUAUCUAUAGCA